Molecule: messenger RNA, 2041 nt
Organism: Thrips palmi
Lineage: Eukaryota; Metazoa; Arthropoda; Insecta; Thysanoptera; Thripidae
Product: cytochrome P450 4V2-like
Exons: 7
Coding region: 246-1778 (510 amino acids)
Molecular function (GO): oxidoreductase activity, acting on paired donors, with incorporation or reduction of molecular oxygen; iron ion binding; monooxygenase activity
Source: RefSeq, a predicted model, not a curated record
CAGGGCUCCUUCAGUUGGUCGUGUGUCGUGCAGUGACCAGCGUCACCGCCAUUCAACCGAUCCGCUGGCUGGCGACGCCGGAUUGACUCCUGUCAGACAUCGCGACUCUGUACGUCGCGACGCUGGAAAAAGUUGUUGAUUGUGUUCCCGCGUCACAGAACGCGUGGCGCGUCAUCCGGACGUGCGUGCUUAAGAAGCCAGCCCUGCCGGAGGCAGUUCAUUGUUGGCGCCUCCCCGUCGUCACCAUGUCCCCACUGCUGCUGGCGGUCGUGGUGCUGCUGCUGGCCGCCAUGCUGGGCCCCGCCAUGCUGCGUACGGCCCGCCUCUACUGGCGCUGCGCCGCCGUGCCCGGCCCGGCCGUCGGCGUGUUGCGCUUCGCCGGGCCGCUGGACCAGCUCCUGGGCAAGGUGAAGCAGGCCGCGAGGGAGUUCGGCACCGUGGUCCGUGUCUACGCCCCGCCCACCGUCUGCAUCUUCGUCAGCGACCCCGUGGACCUGGAGAUCGUGUUCAGCAGCCCGCACUUGCAGAAGAAGCCCCCGAUCGUGUACGACUCGCUGUCCCCCAUCCUGGGCACGGGGCUGGCCACCCUGAACGGGGAAACGCACCGCCGGCAUCGCAAGGCCAUCAGCCCGUCCCUGCACCUCGACAUCCUCAAGAGCUUCGUGCCCGUCUUCGCCCGCAACGCGUCCACGCUGUGCGCGCAGCUGGACCGCCACACCGGCACGGGGCGCACCUUCAACGCCACGCCGCUGCUGGGCAGCUACUCCGCGCAGUCCAUCUGCCAGACCGUCUUCUCGGCCGGGGACAUCCCUUUGGACCUGAUGGAGGAGCAGGAGCGCUUCUGCGACUGCCUCAUCCGCAGCUCCGAGAUGCUGUUCCACCGCGUGAUGCGGCCCUGGUACAGCGUGGACGCCAUCUUCAAGUUCUCCAGCAAGUACCAGCAAUACCAGGACUGCGUGCGCGGCUCCGAGUCCUUCGUGUCCAAGACGCUGGAGCACAAGAUUCAGCUGCUCGAGAGUGGUGAGUCGCCGACGGACAGCAAGAGGAAGUCCUUCCUGGACCACUUCCUCACCUCGGACGAGGCGCACGUGCUGAGCAAGCGCGACAUCAUCGAGGAGCUCAAGACGCUGAGUGCGGGCGCCGUGGGCACCACCAUGGACCUCCUGUCCUUCUUCCUGCUCUCCCUGUCCAUCUCCCCCGACGUCCAGGACAAGGUGGCCAAGGAGCUUGACGAUGUGUUCGGUGACUCGAACCGGCCCGUGGAGGAGGACGACCUGCCCCACCUCAAGUACCUCGAGUGCGCCCUCAAGGAGACGCUGCGUCUGUUCCCGCCACUCUUCACCUUCUCACGGACCGUGUCGCGCGACGUGAAGCUGCCCUCCGGACCGGUGCUGCCCGAAGGCAGCGUGGUGGCCGUCAUGCCCUACAUCACCCACAGGAACCCCCAGCACUUCCCUGACCCUGAAAAGUUCGACCCGGAUCGCUUCCUGCCGGAGAUGAGCCGAGAACGGCACCCUUUCGCCUUCAUCCCGUUCAGUGCUGGCGUGAGGAACUGCAUCGGCCAGCGCUACGGCAUGAUGUCCGCGAAGGUGGUGGCUUCCACCAUCCUGAGGCAGUUCCGCAUCCUGCCCUGCCCCGACGGCCCCAAGAGGCUGGAGGACUUCAAGAUCAUGGCGGGGGUGACGUUCGGACUGAAGGACGGCGCCAACGUGCGCCUGGAAAGGCGUUGGGUCAAGUCCAACGCGCAGCAGGCUCGUCGAGGGUCAUGUCGUGGCUGAGCCUCAGCUCUUGUCAAUGCAGCUACUUUCUUUCAAGGGGACAACCAUAUGCUGUUUAGUGUGCAUGGUAAAUUAAUAGCCAAAUCCCUCUUGCGAGUAAAUUUUGACCAUCAUGUUUAGUUUUUGACUAAUUUCUACCAUUGAGCGUAGAAAAUGAUCCAAUUUCCUACUGCCUGCCUCUGGGCCUGACAUUUUGUUUGAAUAUCUCACUAUGAUUAUCUGUGUACAUUCUGAAGUAUACGCAUUUACCCUUGGUUCUCUCA